Molecule: messenger RNA, 1776 nt
Organism: Phaethon lepturus (White-tailed tropicbird)
Lineage: Eukaryota; Metazoa; Chordata; Aves; Phaethontiformes; Phaethontidae
Gene: SENP2
Product: SUMO1/sentrin/SMT3 specific peptidase 2
Exons: 17
Coding region: 1-1776 (591 amino acids)
Biological process (GO): protein desumoylation
Cellular component (GO): nucleus
Molecular function (GO): deSUMOylase activity
Source: RefSeq, a predicted model, not a curated record
AUGAAAGCUAACUUUGGAAGUUUGGGCCCUGUGAAGGGAAGUCAGCCUGUUAGAAGCUUACCUGUGGUUGCAAAACACUGUUCUGUGUGUUCUUUCCUCAGCGUUCGGCCACCAGCGGAAAAUCCUGACCAGACUCAACCAAAAAAGCAAAAACCAGCUUAUGCCGUCUCUGAAUGUAAAGAGAAAGUUGAAGAAGUUUCUGCUGUGGUGAAGUUGCCAGCCAAGGCAACAAGUAAACGCCAGAAGGCUUCAGUCAGCAAUGCCACUCCAAUCACAGAGUCUGCAGGAGAGAUUCAGUCUCCUCCUUCUGAUCCUUCAUUUAAAAGACCAAGAGGUGCUGCGCUAGAAAUAGAAAUGCUACAAUUUGAUAAAAUGCCUUGUGGAACCGAUACUUGCUUGAAUAAGGAAACACUGUCCCUUUCUCACAAGACCGUUCCACGUCUGAGUCUCAAAAUUGGAUUGAUAGUCUUGUGCAUGCCGCAGCUUGGAGGUGCUGUGGUUGACAAAGUUACGAAGACCAGUUGGAGGCCAGUCACUGACAACAUCUUAACACUGAGGCCACCCAUUAAGGAGCGCUCUGGGCCAGCAUCCACGACUUCAGAAGUCAGCAAAAUGGGGAGGCUUUUCUGUACUGCUGAAGAGGAUGUUCAGCGAGGAGAAAAGGAGAAAUACAAACAGCUCUUGAAACUAGUAAAGGAAAAAUACCCAAGAAGCUGCCCUACUCCACAGCCGACAAGCUUCCGCAACGUUCAAGCCUACUCCAAGGAGCCAGUGACGACUAGGAGUCACCUGGAAGAACAAAAAUACGGAGGAGAUGUCUAUCCGUGUGUGACAGUAAGGACUAGUAUCAAAUGUGGAGAAGUUUGCAGCCCACAGUGGUCUCAGAGAAGUGAUGUGAUCAGGUACCACACACCAGCAGAAAAUUUGCAUGAACAGGGAAGACCAGUGAAACAAGCCGUCGCAGGGAGACAGUACGGAGAUGGAAUCUCAGAAGAGGUGUUACUCCAAUUAAACCUGGCACCUGCUCUGUCCAGAAAGUCAUCUGCCCUUGAUGGGGAAGAAAAGAAAUUCCCAAGCUCAGAGAAAACAGCGGAACACUUUUCUCCACUCACAGAGGCCAUGGAGAGAGAGGUCUUUGCCGCGUUUGGCAAAGGUGAGCCAGAUGAGAUCAUGAGCAGUGCCUUCAAACUAAAGGUCACUCGUGAGGACAUCCACACGCUGAAGAACCUUCGCUGGCUAAACGAUGAGGUCAUUAAUUUCUACAUGACUCUUCUGGUGGAAAGAAAUAAGAAGGAAGGAUAUCCAGCAGUCCAUGCUUUUAGUACUUUCUUUUAUCCCAAACUAAUUUCUGGGGGCUACAAAGCCGUAAAAAGAUGGACCAGAGCUGUGGAUCUCUUCAAGCAUGACCUCAUCUUGGUGCCGAUUCACCUGAGAGUGCACUGGGCACUAGUGGUCAUAGAUGUCAGAAAGAAGACCAUCAAAUACUUUGACUCAAUGGGACAAAAAGGGGACAAGAUUUGUGAAACUUUGUUCCAAUACCUGCAAGAAGAAAGCCGGGAAAAAAGAAAUCUGGAACUGACUCUUUUGGAGUGGACUCUUCAUAGCAUGGAGUCACAUGAAAUCCCUCAGCAAUUGAAUGGAAGUGACUGCGGGGUUUUCAUGUGCAAAUAUGCAGACUUUAUCUUGAGAGACAAACCAAUAACCUUUACACAGAAUCACAUGCCUUACUUCCGCAAGAAGAUGGUGUGGGAAAUAAUCCAUCAGCAGCUGCUGUGA